AUUUUGAUACAAAAAUAUGUUGAAUGUAGUUUAAUUUUGUGAUUAAAUUAAAAAUCUACCGAAAAUGUUACAGCGCUUGCUUCAAGUUCGCUUAGAUCUUAUAAUAUCUAGUAGGCAUACAAACUUACUGUUGAGAAUUCCAAUUAAAAGUCAGUCAUGUAAUCAUUGCAAGUUUAGAUUACUUUCUAGUCACAAGGACGUGAAAUAUUACGAAAAGUCUUCCUUCAAUAAGACAAGAAUACUUUGGAUUAAACCACGGUAUUUCAGCAGUCAAGUAGAUGCUGACAAAAAGAGUGAACCGACAGAUUGUGUGAACGAAUCUAGUUUAAAACCUACCAAGAAAAUUAAUGUAAAAUUAAAGACAUCGGAAUUGAAAAGGUUGUUUACUUUAGCUGAACCUGAAAAAUGGACCCUGGCCGGUGCUAUAAGUUUUUUAGUAGUAUCAUCAAGUGUUACAAUGGCAGUGCCUUUUUCCCUCGGCAAGGUAUUGGACAUAAUAUACAGUAGUACAAGCGAUCUUGGAGCAGCUAGAGAGAAGCUGGACACCCUGUGUCUUAUGCUCUGUGGAGUAUUUUUAGUAGGAGGUCUAUGUAACUUUGGGAGAGUUUAUUUAAUGUCUAUCUCUGGUCAAAGAAUGACACAAGCACUACGUAAACAAGUGUACAGUGCCAUAAUGAGACAAGAACCAGCUUGGUUCAGCAAGACAUCCACCGGUGAACUUGUGAACCGACUGUCAGCAGACACACAGCUUGUUGGCAGAAAUUUGAGUGAAAAUGUUAGUGAUGGUCUGCGAUCACUCUUUAUGGUGGGAGCUGGGACUGGAAUGAUGUUCUACAUGUCACCAUCACUAGCUUUAAUUGGCCUGUGUGUGGUUCCCCCCGUGUCCAUGCUAGCUGUUGCAUAUGGACGCUUUGUUCGAGGUAUAACACGACAGUUGCAGGAUACAUUGGCUGAAACAAGUGAGUUGGCUGAAGAAAAAAUUUCAAACAUAAAGACUGUAAAAGCAUUCAGUAGGGAAAAGCAAGAAUGUGAAGCUUAUGGGAGGAAAAUAGAAGAUUUGCUAAAGCUUGCAUACCAAGAAUCAUUGGCUGUUGGAAGUUUUUAUGGAAUGACCGGUCUUUCGGGGAACAUAAUCAUAAUAUUGGUGUUAUACUACGGGGGCGGUAUGGUGGCCACGGAACAGUUGUCCGUUGGCAAUCUGACUUCGUUCCUGUUGUACGCCGCAUAUGUCGGCAUCAGUAUCGGGGGUCUGAGCAACUUCUACACUCAGCUGAAUAAGGGGGUCGGUGCAGCUACUAGACUGUGGCAGAUCAUAGACAGGGAGCCUAGUAUACCGGUUUCAGGUGGCCUAAGACCCAUAGAGAGACCUAGAGGCGAAAUAAUCUUGGACAACGUGUGGUAUUGCUAUGGAGGAUCACCCUUAAUAAAGGGGUUAAGUUUACACCUUUUACCCGGCAAGUCUGUAGCAUUGGUUGGUCGAUCAGGGUGUGGGAAGAGUACGAUAGCCUCCCUUAUACUGCGUCUGUACGACCCGGAUAAAGGAAGGAUCAUGUUGGACGGUGUGGACAUAAGGGAAUUGGACCCCAUGUGGCUGAGAAGUCACAUUGGAUUCGUUAGUCAGGAACCUGUUUUAUUUAACGGAUCAAUAAAGGAAAAUAUUUUGUAUGGCGCACCCGAUGGCUACGAGAUCGAAAAUGACGACGAAAAGAAAGAACCGGCGUGGCUAAAAGCAGCUCGUACGGCCCAUCUCCACGACAUGGUGGUGGGCAGCAAGGAAGGAUGGCACCGAAACGUGGGCGCCAGGGGAGGUCAACUGAGUGGAGGCCAGAAGCAGAGGGUUGCCAUAGCGCGUGCCAUCGUCAAGAACCCAAAAAUCUUGAUACUGGACGAAGCUACCUCAGCGCUGGACGCGUAUUCCGAAUAUUUAGUCGAUAAAGCUCUCAAAGAGAUCAGUAAAGACCGCACCGUGCUCACAAUAGCCCAUAGACUAAGCACGAUACAAUCGGCCGACGAAGUGGCGGUACUAGAGAACGGAGUAGUCAUAGAGACGGGUACUUACAACGAACUGAUGGCCAAACAGGAUGGGUUCUUCAGGGAACUGAUCACACAUCAAACAUUCGCCUCGAAAUCGAGGGAAAAUAACAGAGAGAUACACAAUUCCGUUUAAGAGUUUGGGGCUCUCGUGCAAAGAGUGCGUGCGUGAGUUGCGUGAAAUGAGUUUUAACUUUUUUUUUUGGAAUGUAUUUCUUUUUUAUGGGUUCUAUUUGUGGCCAUAUACUCAAAAAGUUCUAGAUUUGAAUGUUGCUGGCAGUUUUUAGUGAAAUACUUUAUUUCUUUUUUUUUUAACUUUAACAAGCGCGUUCAAAUUACAAAUGUAUAAGGAUUUAGCAAAUUUCAACUUUGUUGUGUUGUAAUAAAUGCGUCAGUUAUUCAUCAGGAUGAUUCGACCGCGCUAUAAAAAAUGUUAAUGCGAGUUUUGAAUUUAAAUACUUGAGUGUUUGGUUGUUUGUGAUUUACUGAUUGUUGGCAGUGCAUGGGAGCCCUUGAUACAUUCUUAUAGAAGAAUUUAACCAAAGCGGGAUCAAUGUGUUUUCCAAUACUGUUGUUAGUUAAUUUUAAUUUUACUAUUGUUACAUGGUAUUUAUUAUCUAUCGAACAAAUUAUUUAUUUAUUGACACUAUGGGUGCUAAAAAGCUGGAAAACUCAAAUAACAAUAUACUUAUAACUUUUUUUUAAUCUACUUCGAGAAAGUAUUACAAUCUGUUUUGUUGGAUUUUGAUUUUAAAAUUUUACAAGCAACUAGCAAACCAGGCGAACUCCGUUUCGCCAUCAGAUGGCUUCGUUUUAUGUAACAUUUCGUUUGGUGAUUAAAAGAAGAUUUUUUUUUUGAAAUUUUUCCUGAAUUUUCUCUGCUAUAAACCUCACGGAGCCCGAGACCUUU
Chilo suppressalis (striped riceborer) is the source of this 2941-nucleotide messenger RNA. NCBI's taxonomy places the organism in Eukaryota, Metazoa, Arthropoda, Insecta, Lepidoptera, Crambidae. The record is from the annotation of a GenBank genome assembly.